GUUGUAUGGCUUGUCGUCGACAUGUUGCAACAUCCGUUCAAUGAGCAGCAGCAGCACCAGAACCAUCGCGAUAGUUUCCGUUCCUAUGUGACUGUUUACGAGAACGAACCGCAAUCGGUUGCAUGGCUUGUCGUCGACAUGUUGCAACAUCCGUUCAAUGAGCAGCAGCAGCACCAGAACCAUCGCGAUAGUUUCCGUUCCUAUGUGACUGUUUACGAGAACGAAUCGCAGUCGGUGAAAAAUGGCGGAGAUGCACCGGAUUUUGCCCUUCUGAAUGGUGAAAUUAUUUCAUCGCAAUGUGAUGAUGUACUUCUCUAUCCACCGUUCGAGGAGAAUUAUUUCGGCAAACUUUACUGCACGAAUUUCCGCAUCUGUUUUGUGCCUCUCACUCAGCAGCAACAGCGUGAUCCGUGUUGCAGUCGGUGCCUGUUCUUUGACGAUGAUCACCAAGUGCCGUUGUGCUGUAUUGCAGCCGUACACUACACUUCUUCGCCUAUCGGUAUGGCAGUAUUCCAUUUUUAG
Messenger RNA from Gongylonema pulchrum, 522 nucleotides. Lineage: Eukaryota; Metazoa; Nematoda; Chromadorea; Rhabditida; Gongylonematidae. The record is from the annotation of a GenBank genome assembly.